Molecule: messenger RNA, 1859 nt
Organism: Protopterus annectens (West African lungfish)
Lineage: Eukaryota; Metazoa; Chordata; Ceratodontiformes; Protopteridae
Product: zinc transporter 6-like
Exons: 1
Coding region: 48-1661 (537 amino acids)
Biological process (GO): transmembrane transport; monoatomic cation transport
Cellular component (GO): membrane
Molecular function (GO): monoatomic cation transmembrane transporter activity
Source: RefSeq, a predicted model, not a curated record
GACGUAAAGCCGGAAGUCGUACUGAAUGCGUCUCUUCGUCUUUGAAGAUGGCUGCCCUAGUGGUUUUGUCCACGUCUCCGGGUUUACAGUACUCAAAUGAUGACUAUUAUUUGCACAACCUGGGACCUAAGCCUGAUGUCGUUCCCUCAGGGAUGACGGAGAGGAAAGCUUUUCCACCGGAUAAACCUGACAUGAUCGCUGUAGAUGUCCUUAGUAUUACGGGAUCAGCAGAUGUGCCUGUGCACAGAAGACGGCAGCAACCUGACUCUUACGUUUUGGGAACUAUCCAUCCUUUUCGAAAGUCAACCAAGUCGUGGAUUGGAAAGUUUUGUCGUGAAUUCCAACUAGUUGCUACUGAUAGAAGGUCUUGGAAAAUCUUGUUGUUUGCAGGGCUGAACUUGGUUUGUACAACAUUUCUUUUAAUGUGGUGUAGUUCUACAAACAGUAUGGCUUUAAUGGCCUACACAUACCUAACAUUUUUCAAUUUUUUCAGUUUAGUAACAUGUUUGAUAAGCUCGUGGGUGUCACUGAAAAAGAACAGCUCAGUGUAUUCGUUUGGCUUUGAAAGGUUAGAAGUAGUAGCAGUUUUUGCUUCUACAGUGAUGGCACAGCUUGGAGCUCUCUUCAUUCUAAAGGAGAGUGUGGAACGUUUUCUGGAGCAACCCGAAAUACAUACUGGAAGGCUGCUUGUUGGCACUUUUGUGGCUUUGAUUUUUAACUUGUUAACUUUGCUAUCAGUGAAGAAUAAACCAUUUUCUUACGUAUCUGAAGCUGCAAGUACAAGCUGGCUUCAAGAGCAUGUGGCUGAUCUUAGUCGAAGUUUGUGUGGAGUUGUUCCAGGACUCAGCAGUGUACUUCUUCCACGGAUGAACCCUUUCGUUUUGCUUGAUUUGGCAGGGGCACUUGCACUGUGUCUUACUUAUAUGUUAAUUGAAGUCAACAACUACUUUGCAGUGGACACUGCUUCAGCAAUUGCUAUUUCUGUCAUGACGUUUGGCACAAUGUACCCCAUGAGUGGGUGCAGUGGGAAGGUGUUACUUCAGACGACUCCUUCGCAUCUGAUUGGUCAGUUGGAUAAACUACUUAGGGAAGUUUCCACACUUGAUGGGGUUCUGGAAGUUCGCAAUGAGCAUUUUUGGUCACUUGGAUUUGGUAGUCUGGCUGGCUCUGUGCAUGUUAGAAUUCGAAGAGAUGCCAGUGAGCAGAUGGUACUGGCUCAUGUGACUAAUCGUUUGUCAACACUUGUUUCUACUUUGACAGUUCAGAUUUUUAAAGAUGAUUGGAUAAGACCAACUUUAACAGGAACAGGUUCGACUAGUGUGUUGUAUUUCCAAGACCACAGCAGUAUUCCCACAGUCCCAGCUGUUUUGGGAACACAGGAGUCCAAACUCUUGCAGUCUUCAUCAGACAAAACAAGUGGACCACCACCUGAAUUUUCAUUCAAUACACCAGGAAGAAAUAUCAACUCUUUUAGUGUUUCUGCUUCACAGACUACCAAACCUUAUGGCGUUCUUUUAAAUUAUGGAGGUAGUACUAGUCUCAGUCAAGGACCCCGAAAUCCUAGUAUGGGUAUAGGUCAGGUACUAAGGACUGGACUAAGUAAUAUGCCUGGCAGAUAUGGACAAAGCUCUCAAGGCUCUUUCAGUAAUUUUAGAUCUUAACAUUCAAUACUGCAUUACUUGUUUUAUGGAACCAUACUUCAUGAAACUUUUGUCAAACAUAAUGUUUGGUGCUCAGUAUUUACUGCAGUGACUGCACUUGUAUGGGGAACAACUUUUUGAAAAUAGUUUUGUUAAAACAUAUACUUUAAGGGUAAGAUCUUUAAUAAAGAGAAAUGGACAGGACCGGUAGAACUCAAA